Messenger RNA from Cololabis saira (Pacific saury), 1576 nucleotides. RefSeq names its product alpha-crystallin B chain-like. Bases 232 to 726 code for a protein of 164 amino acids. Gene Ontology annotation, molecular function: protein folding chaperone. Gene Ontology annotation, biological process: response to heat; protein refolding. Lineage: Eukaryota; Metazoa; Chordata; Actinopteri; Beloniformes; Belonidae. The record is from RefSeq and is a predicted model, not a curated record. The transcript is spliced from 3 exons.
UCACAGUCAGACAGACAAAACAAUGAGCAUGAUGGAGGGACAAACAGUUGACAUCAUUGUUCGAGAAAGAUCAGCCUGUUGGCAGAGUCCCCAUGCAAGUAGCCGGGCUGGAUGGGAUGGGAUGGGGCAGAAAGACCUAUAAAUGCAGUUUGCGAGAGCACAGCUGCACCAAUCUGAAACCAAGUCAGACCAAGACUCCCAUUACAUUCUCAGCUAUCCAGGAAUCUCGCUAUGGAUAUUCCCAUCCAGUACCCCUGGUACCGUCGGGCACUCCCAAGCCGCCUCUCUGACCUCUCUUUGACAGAACCUCUCACUGACUGGCCGAUGAUGUGGCCCUUCUCCUGGUCCUUCCCAUGGAUACGCCCUUCGUUCAUGCGCUGGAUGAACUGGCCUGAAAAUGGACACAGUGAGAUGCGAAUGGAAAAGGAUCGCUAUGUAAUUUACCUGGAUGUGAAGCAUUUCUCCCCUGACGAGCUGUCUGUCAAUGUCAGCGACGAGUUCGUUACAGUGCACGCCAAACAUGAGGAAAGACAGGAUGAUCACGGCUUCGUGUCGAGAGAGUUCCUGAGGAAGUACAAGCUCCCGGCUGGGAUAACCGGGGCUGAAGUCACCUCCAGCCUGUCAUUCGACGGCGUGCUGACAAUCACUGCACCUCGCUCACCUCCCGGACAAGAGCGCAGCAUUCCUAUUUCCGUUGACGACGGAACACAGAAACCCAAAAUGUAGAGCAACGUCUGGCGACACCCCCGACACAGCUCUACUACUAAUCCCACAUGCUACCUAUCUCUAUAUUUAACCUGCUAUGUUGGCAUUUCAGUACACGUGUAGGUCAGACAUCUAUGUCUGGAAGUGCAAGUGCCCUCUAGUAAACCAGUUAGCUCUUAACAUACGAUCACUGACACUUGAGCAAGGCAGUGGUGCCCUAUGACCACUGGCUAAAAUACUGAGCUUAUGCAACAACAGUUGACAGAAUUUUACUGCGACUGAAUUUUUGUAGACACAUUGAGAAGAUUUCCAAGAUGUAAUGGCCUUAAGAAUCAAUUUUCCUAUCACAAGGCCUAUCCUUUUUCUCAUCAUGAAUUUGAACUUUGAAUUGCUCGUUCAAAUUCUCCAACCAAAUAUAGCUGAAAAUUAACGGUCUUAAAUUGUCAAACAGAACUGCGGCUAGAGUUCACAGUUCUGAGUGAUGGGAUGUGAGUUAGGUACCACCUCUGCUCUGGGAGGACAGUGUUUCUGUAUGUGUGAGGAGGAGGUUCCAUGGGGGCAUUUACUGUCACUUUUUAUUCGUUGGGGGUCACAGAGGGGGCUGGGUGUGUGCUCUGGAGCAGCGGCUGUAGAGGAGGAGCGAGCCGGAGGAACAGCAUUAUGGAGGAGCACAGGAGAUGAUGUUACGAGACAAUUUUUAUCUGUGGGUUCCUCUUUUACGGGGGAGCGUGACUUCUGAGCUGCUAAGAUACUGCAUGUGAGUGAGUGCAUCUGUACUUGUAUGUGCAAGAACUAUCAUCAUUCCUAUUAAAUUAGCAAUGACCCUCUGGCAUAUUAACACGGAUAACAAUAAAUAGAAUAAAUGUUAAAA